Messenger RNA from Helicoverpa zea (corn earworm), 4744 nucleotides. RefSeq lists its product as uncharacterized. NCBI's taxonomy places the organism in Eukaryota, Metazoa, Arthropoda, Insecta, Lepidoptera, Noctuidae. The coding region runs from base 520 to 2226 and encodes 568 amino acids. The transcript has 5 exons. The record is from RefSeq and is a predicted model, not a curated record.
CUUGUCUAUAGCCAAAAUGGCAGAAUCGGAUUGACAAGUCGUGCAAUUUUCGUAAUUUAUUUUUGGGUGCAAUAAUUAUUGCCUUUGUGCUUUUUAUGUUUUCCGUCUUACUUUAUAAGGCAUAAAAUAUAUAUUUUGCAUUGUGUUAAAAUAACUGUGCUUACCAUCAUCUCAUACGUAUGUUGCAAUUUCAUGAAAUAUCAAGCUUUGGUAUGAUAACAAAAGAUAUAAAAAUUCAGCCUUGUCUCGGUAUGUGUUCUUUUUCGUCAUGUGUGUACUGUCGGGAUUAACAUAGCAUGAGUGGUCACUGGCGCAAAGACUCGGGUAUGUAUACGUAACUGUCCAGAAUCGUGAUUUUCGGGAUUGUGACGUCACAAAAUAGACAAGACGUUAUUUACAGUGCAAAUUAGGUAAUAAAAUGUUUUAUUGUUUUCACCGGUGAGUGGCGAAAGAUUUGUGUCGCUCCCGUGAGGAUAGGAUUCGCGGCGAAGCGGUGGGCUUCCGCUAGGAUGGGCGGCGAUGUCUGCCCCCUCUGAGAGCGCAGCGAGCCCUGCACCGUGCGCAUGCACUAAUAUAUCGCUUAUGCAAUUGUUUCAUGAGCUAAAACAGAAAUUUCCCGGAGUACCUGAUCAUGUUGUGUCGAACACGAUCGAACUGUACUGUCACGAUAAGCAAGCCUGCGAAAAGCACCUCCACAGUGAAGUCAAGGCCUCCCUAACGCACGCCUACCAUGCCUCCUCGUCGGCAGCCGCGCGCCAGCUCAAUGAACUCAGGCUCAACCUGCCAAUCAAGUGCCGCAACCAGCCCAUAGUGAAGCAUGAAGCUGUCAAGUCCACAGCACUCAAAUCUGUCACUUGCGAUGGGCCCCAGCAAGCAAUAUUGAGCACUGUUACUGAUACACCUGAACAGCCUAAAGUGAACACUGAUGCCAACCAAAAUAUUGUUGAGACUAAAAAUGAGGAAAUAAUUAGGAAUAACAACAAUGUGUCUCCAGUCACUGUAAUAAACAUAGAUAACUGCUAUGCUAAAUACAGUGCGGAGUCUCCUAGCGACUUGGAGCUAACUAACGAGAACUUGAAAGAAGAGAAAAUAAUACCACCGCAAGAAGAGAAGGUUGUGUCUCCAAAAGAGGAACAAAAAGAUCUAGAACAACCAGAAAGUACUAACUACAAGAUUUUAAAAAGUCAUAAAAUCAAAAACAACUUACAUGAAAGAUUAGAAAAGGGGAAAGAAAAGAAAACAAUCAAAAAAGAGGAACCACAACCUAAACCAGUAAGCCCACAGGAGAAGCCAAAACGGCCCAACACAUUAGAUUUCAUUAAGCCGAAUCCAGAUAUUGCAUUUAAACAGACAUUAAAAGAACCAGAAGCUGAUACUUGUAGGACUGUGUCACCCGCACCAUCUGUGAUCAAAACCGAGCCUGUAAAAGAGAGCAAAACAAAUACAUUCAGGCCAGAGAGGGGAUAUCCCCUAAACUUGUCAGUUAAUGUCAAUUGUCAUAUGGACUUGAGCCGUGCUUAUGGUGAUCAUUGGUUAGAAGAUUAUGAUAGUCCGAGGGCUAUAACAUCUGUGAAUUUAACUGUUUGUACACCAACUUCGAAUAUGGCUAGUCCUGUGAGAGACACACGGGAGGAUGAUGGGGGUUUUGAGGGCCACGUGACGGUGACGGUGAGCCCUAGCACGGCGCGUCCGCCGCGGCGUAGGGCGCCGCCACCGCCCGCGCACCCCUCGCGGAUUGACUCGCCCAGGCCUACCAGAGCCGCGCCUGAACCGCCUGGAUCAGUUACUGUUGAUCGUGCCUUGAUCGAGCGCCAGAAAGAAAGGCUGGAACGCCUAGCAAUGGCGCUAGCACAAGAGAAGGGCCGACUAACGCAGCUGACCAAGGAGACGCGGAUCCUGGCUGGACCCCCUCCCACCAUGUCGGCGACGCAGCGGCUAAGGGACGACGUGGAAAGGCUGCGCAACCAGUGCGGCACUCUCGCCAAGCGGCUGGAGAUGACUGGCCACGAACCGGACGACGCCGGGAACUUCUACAGCAACAUCUACACGGGCCAGCGGCCCUCAUCCUCCUGGCAGUGCCAUAUGUGCACGUUCAGGAACCACCCGCUCCUCGACAAAUGCGAGGAGUGCGACAUGCCGCGGAUAUUCGUAGUUCGGGCAGCUGACGGAAUAACUGUUCGCCUAAUGCCAGGUCGGCGGAAAAUAACACGUUCGUGGGUCUUAUGAGAUGCGGUCGAGGUUCGGAUGGUCGUACGUUUUGAGGCUUGAUCGCGUUGGACUUCAUCAAAACAAACAUUCGUUCACACUCAUCAAUCAUCCAAUACUUCCACAUAUUAUGUUACGCGUUGGCUGUGCAUAUCUGUAGAGGUUUGUCACUCCUAACUUUAACGGAGUUUAACGCGAUCGACCCUUAAGUGCAGUAGUACAAACCCAAUCUGUGAUAUUCGCAUUUGGUAAUUAGAAAGUCUGAUUUUUACUUUUAUAGUUUUAAAAAAGUAAUUUUAUUUUUUUGAUUUAACACAUUCCAAAGACCCAGUUAUUCGAUCACAUUGUUUUGUUCUUUCCUGUUCUCAUUGAGUGCUCUGUUGUACCAAAUGCGGAUAACUCGAAAGUUAUUUACAUUUUAAACACUGCUGCACUUAAGGUGGAUAGGGAAGUAUUAAUAACUUUAUAUUUAUAUGGAAAACUAUAAAAAAUGUGUCGUUCUGAAAAUACAAGUAUCAACAUUAGUCAAACGCAGUUUUCGGAAAGAAAACACCAAUGCUACAUAAGGGUGCUCUAGCCCGAAUUGUUUUUAUGCAAUGUAAAAGGAAUUUAUGUAUCAUAGAAAAGGUAGUUUUUAUAUCGAAUUUGUAACACGGCAAACACAAAAUCCUGUGAUUUUAAUAAACUAGAUUUUAAUGCCACUAGAUACUUUUACGUCGCAUUUAUGGUACCUACCCCGCAAAUGUGAUUUCUACAUGCUAAAAUAUUUAUAUUCAAACACCAUGUUUUUCACAUUAUUUUGUAAUAUUCACUUUAGCGUCCAGUCUUGUUUAUAAGAAAUGUAUGUACUUUCGAAAAUAAGUACCUGCCUUCAUCUUGAUUGAGGACGAAGAAUCUCAAAAUUUAUCCAGAAAAGAAACGUGAUAAUUACCUACUCAGAAAAUUGAACACAAAUUACCUAUCAAUAAGCCUUGGUAAUUAUUUUUUCAUAAUAUCCCAGUCAACCUUUUAUUGCAAGGUUUUGUUUUUAAUUUACGGCUAAAAGCUAAAAACUUCCUAGUCUUCAACUUGAAACUUUUUGAGAUACAAAUUGACGCUAGUAGUUCCGCAAUAGAUAAGUUUUUAGUGCAGAAUUUGUAUUAUUCUCAAAGAAACUAGGGUUGUUUUUUCAUAAACACAGUCAUUACGAUUUAAACCAGAUUUACAUGAAUAUAAGUUUUCCAGAAUUUAGAUUAAUAUGUGGCAAAGAAUAAAAAUGACUGACUGCUCGCUUUUAUACAUAUUUUCGCUUGUAACACGAGACCAAGCGAAAUAGGUGAUAAAUUAUAUGUCGAUGCGGUGUUUGGUAUGUCGACUCUGGCUUGACUGAAUUCUGGAGCUUAAGCAUUUUUAGUAAGCAACGCUAAUUUCAUCAAAACUAUACAAAAUCCAAUCAGACAUUUUUAUAAACUUAUAAAUUUUGUAUUAGGUAUCUUAAAUUAUCUGAUGACUUCAGUAUCAAAAUUGUCUGGAACUGUGCGCCUACUACAAAAAACAUUGCAACGCUUUUUCAAGACAUUAUAAAAAUAUUACAUUUUGAUGGUAUAUAAUAUAAAUGUGUUCAUCGUAGGUAAGCUUUUGGAUCCAUAUACUGGUCGAAGGUAUUUCGAACUGAUUCUUAAAACAAAGUUUAAUUGCUGGACAUAUUUGGAAGUAAAUCAAACAAUCAAAUUAAAACUGUACAGUCACGUGUACUUUGAUUAUGAGACCUAUUUUUUAUAUGAUGACUUCUAAAAUAUUAUGCUAUAAGUAAGAGGUUAAUCAAUACAACAGAGGAUAAUCGAUAUUUAAUAUUGGCAGGUAGAGCAUUACUGCUUAUGACUGCACACUCUGAAAAAAAAUGUUGCUCUGAUUUAGCUUUUCAAAUGUGAACAGCAUUAAAUUUUAAAUAUUGAAUGAAUGAAACAAUCACUGUGAUUUCUAGUCGAAACUCCGAACUCUUCAUAAUAUUGUGUAUGUAUUAAGCAAUAAGCAUUUCUUUCUGUAUAAAAAUAAACUUGUGCUCAUUUUAAUGUACAUAAUUAUAAUAUGUAUGACAAUAUUGUAUUUCUUUUUUGUUGUAAGGUCUAGGAACUUGUGCAAGUAUGUAUUAAGCUCAAUAUUCUAUAGCAACUGGUUGAUAAAAAAUAAUUAUUCACAUCCUUUUUUAAUUAAUAAAGGGCUAAAAAAUUGUUGGUUUUAUGUCAGAAUUGCAACUACGGCAACAUUCAAUAAAGUUUAAACAUAUAUGAUGUUUAUUUGAUGGCAAAGCAUCUUUUCAUAAUUUUCCCCCAAUUUUUAUAAAAAAUAUUUUCUAUUUUUCCAAUGAAAAACUGCAAUUAAAUUAUUAAUUUCCCGAAACAAUACAUACUGCUUGCAUAUUGGGUUCUAUUGUUAAAAUAAAAAAGUAUUUAGCACUUUCAUAGUAUAUUUACUUAAUGUAAAGUAUCUAUUUGAUAUAUAAUUACUAUUAUUUAAUCGGCACAUUUAUCAAAAUAAACUUGUUAUUAAAAUUUGUUUA